Messenger RNA from Aureobasidium pullulans EXF-150, 4135 nucleotides. Its product is annotated as UDP-Glycosyltransferase/glycogen phosphorylase. The record is from RefSeq and is a predicted model, not a curated record. The transcript is spliced from 2 exons. Gene Ontology annotation, biological process: carbohydrate metabolic process. Gene Ontology annotation, molecular function: hexosyltransferase activity; UDP-glycosyltransferase activity. Lineage: Eukaryota; Fungi; Ascomycota; Dothideomycetes; Dothideales; Saccotheciaceae. The coding region runs from base 195 to 4004 and encodes 1269 amino acids.
GGAAUCAUGUUUAGUGGGCGUCAGAUGGCAACUGCGAACGUUAGUUCAGUUCGUCUGUCUUCUUUGCCCCCCCUGUCGUUCUGAAUUGAUACGAAUCUCUGUAAACACGAGUGUUUCAACUUUUGCUUUCGCGAAGCUUCACCCAGUCGAUCACGAAUUGAGCCGCAUCACACACAAGUGCUUCUGCAUGCCCAAUGGCGACCCCUGGGAUACCCAAGCCGAGUCCUAGUGUGUUGACCGACCACUCCGGCGAGGCCAUUAUUCCUACCAUUGUACCGCCGCAGACAGAGUUUCCAAGCCCACGACACGACGAUAGCCAUUCACGUUCCGUCUACCACACUCCUGCCACUGCUCCGCUGAAGAGCGAUGAGCAGAAUGGAUACUUCGAAGAACAACCACAGCAAAGUAAUGGCCUCGAUCGCGACAUCGAGAGAACAGACUACGCAGAGACGCCAGCCAAGGAACCGCGACCAACCAACACCCAAUCACUACCAGCUGGGAACCGUCCCAGCCUCGAGAGGUCAUGGCAGACCGAAAGACCGAAGGCCAUGCCACGGAGUGCAACCAUUAUGAAUGCUUUGCAGAGGUCAACAUCCCACACCCAAAACACAAAACAUACCGAUGACGAGACCGAACCUUCGUCAUCUUCCUCUUCUUCUUCGGAAAGCGAACCUACAUCACACAAGAAUGUGAGCAAACAAAAAAGGCGGGAGAUGGAAAGAGAGCAAUCAUACUCGAAGUUUGAUGUCGGCAAUGAUCAAUACCAAGCGAAAGGUAAGGUCUCGAAGCGCGAUGGUAGACUGAAUAUUUCGGUCAGCGAGACUGCGAACAAUGGUUACAUUGCGAAAACUCUGGGCCAGACAAUCGAGAAUCACCUGGGGAUACCGCACAAGCAUCCUUCUAGGGACGAGCGAGACUCCGACUCCAGCUCUGAAGACCAUCACAUCAAGGCCGACGACAAUUCGGAAGAUGAAUUUUCAGAUGACGCCGCUUCUGUUGCGUCCUCUGUGCAUGAAACUAUGAAGAGGCCUCGCUUGAAUAUCGUCAUCAUGGUCAUCGGCAGUCGUGGUGAUAUCCAACCGUUCCUCCAAAUUGCUCGUGUUCUCAAACGCUAUGGACACCGAGUGCGAAUUGCCACACAUCCAGCUUUCAAGGAGUUUAUUGAGAAAGACGUUGGCCUCGAAUUUUUCAGCAUCGGAGGUGAUCCAUCCGAACUCAUGGCCUUCAUGGUCAAAAAUCCAGGCCUCAUCCCUAGCCUGGAGACCGUGAGGCAGGGCGAAAUUGCUCGACGUAGGAAAGGAAUGGCUGAAAUCUUUGAGGGACUCUGGCGUGCCUGCAUCAACGCUACAGAUGAUGAGCAUGACAAAGCCAACAUGAAGAUGUUGGGAACAAAAGCACCAUUUGUCGCAGACGCUAUUAUCGCUAACCCGCCUUCAUUUGCCCAUGUUCACAUCGCCGAACGUCUUGGUAUACCAUUACAUGUCAUGUUUACAUUCCCUUACUCGCCAACGCAGUCAUUCCCUCAUCCUCUAGCCAACAUCAGCCCACAGAAGAGCAACACAAGUGUGGAGUAUGUCAACUUCAUGAGUUACCCUCUGGUAGAGAUGAUGACAUGGCAAGGUCUUGGUGACCUUGUGAACAAGUUCCGUGUCAAAACUCUCGGGCUAGAGCCUGUGAGUAGUCUGUGGGCACCCGGUGCGCUUUAUCGCAUGAAGGUACCUUAUACUUAUCUUUGGAGUCCUGGUCUCGUUCCGAAGCCGAAGGAUUGGGGUCCGGAGAUCGAUAUUGCUGGCUACGUCUUUCUCGAUCUUGCCAGCAAUUACGACCCACCCAAAGAACUCACAGACUUCCUGGAUGCAGGAGAAGCCCCAAUCUACAUUGGGUUCGGAUCCAUCGUCGUUGAUGAUCCUGAUUCGUUCACCCAAAUGAUCUUUGAUGCGGUCAAGAUGGCAGGAGUCAGAGCGCUAGUGUCCAAGGGAUGGGGUGGCUUGGGAGGCGACAACACACCUGACAACAUUUUCAUGUUAGAGAACACGCCACACGAUUGGUUGUUCCCUCGGGUCAAGGCUGUUGUACACCACGGAGGCGCAGGAACUGCAGCUGCCGGCUUGAGAGCAGGCAAGCCGACUAUGAUAGUGCCCUUCUUUGGAGACCAGCCAUUCUGGGGCGCAAUGGUUUCCAAGGCAAAGGCCGGUGCACACGAGUCCAUUCCUUACAAGAAGCUGGACGCAGAAAUGCUUGCAGAGGGUAUCAAGCAAUGUCUCACCGACGAAGCGCGUAAGAAUGCAGAAGGCAUUGCCGAGAGCAUUGCUGCCGAGGGUGACGGUGCAGAAAACGCGGUCAAAAGCUUUCAUCGCAGUCUACCAUUCGCCGGAAGACGCAGUAUGAGAUGCUCCAUCCUGGAAGACAGGGUUGCUGUGUGGAAACUAAAAUCCUCGAAUCUCAGGUUGAGCGCACUGGCAGCGGAUAUCCUGGUCGAACAAAAGAAACUGUCCUGGAAGGAAUUGCGCCUUCUACGACACUACGAGUGGAACGAUUUCGAUGGCCCUGGAGAGCCUAUUUCCGGAGCAGGCGGCGCACUACUGAAGACUGGCACCGGAAUCGCAAGAGGAGUCGGUAUGGUGCCUACUAGCGUGGCAAAGAAUCUCAAGAAAAGAGAUGAACGCGAAAAGAAAAAGCGAGAAAGAGCAGAGAAGAAGGAACAGAAGAGGUUGUUGAAGGAAGCCGCCAAAGGAAAGACUGGUGUGGAAGGAAAGCAAGAUCCGCAACGACCACAAGCUCCAACACAUACCUCCACGAAUAGCACUAUUGGAUCUGUCCAGUCAGCUGAAGAAGAACCUCUUGCUCAAGAGCUAGCCGAAGAAUUUGGCGAUGCCUUUUUGGAAUCCGGUGGCGCUCUCGCUAGUCUGCCAUUGGAUCUUGGUCUAGCCAUCGGUCAAGGUUUCCAUAACGCACCUCGACUAUAUGGAGAUGCGUCCGUUCGUAAGCCCACUCGCAUCACUGGUAUGCAUUCAGGGUCCAAGGCUGCCGGAAAAGAACUGAUGUAUGGCAUCUACGACGGGUGGACCGGUCUAGUAACCCAGCCUAUGCAUGGCUGGCAAGAUGCAAAGAGCAAGCAUGGCAAAUUCACAGGCCUGGGUAUUGGUUGUGCCAGGGGUGUUGGUGGAUUCAUUCUGAAGGAUAUCUCUGCCAUUAUCACACCGCCUUUUCUGCUUGCUCAGGGAGUGCGAAAGGAGAUCACCAAACGCAUCGGCGGCCCUGGAACGACUUCCUUCAUCCGCAGAGCCCACAUCAUCCAAGGGCAAAAGGACAUGCAGGCCUUGCGUGAGUCUGAUGCAAAGAACAAGGGCAGUGACUCGACGAAAACCGAGAGAAUGGUCAAUGAAGGCUGGAAGGUCAUGAAUGAGGCCUGGGACUUGAAGAAGAAGCAUGCACAUCACAACGGGGGUAGAAUCCGUGGCAGACUGAGCGUCUCACGAGAGGAGAGGAAGUGGGCGGACAAUGGAGCGCUUGAGAAUGUCAGUGCGACCAGGCGAGCGAUCGAAGCCGAGAAAGAAGGAAAGGAUAUAGACAAGGUCUUCUCCCAACGACGCAAGGAGAUGCACAUUGCCGAGCAACCGAGAGCAAGCGCCAUGGAUCAGCCGAAUGACUACGAGACCUCAGAUGCCAUUGCACCCAACGGCCAGACCAAAAUUCAUGGACGCAAGUCGAUGCAUCGCCAGUCCAUGCACGGCAACCGCCAGCAGGAAGGAGGAAAUGAGGCAGGUCCGAACAACACAGGCGCAAUUGACGCGAGCGGUGAAUGUGAAGGCACAAGAGCUCAAGCAGAGAACAACAGUCUCGGCAGCGACACGGCCGUCGAAUCACCAGAGGACGACAAGGCUAGUGGGAAUAUCGGAGGUGAAGGUGUUGACCGUAUGCAAGACGCUGUGAAGGACAUUGAAGGUGGAUGGGGACCUAACGCAGAUCGUCAGCACACGCCUAAGCAUGCGAUGGCAGGAUAAUGGUAUUUUAUGUUAUUGGCAUUGAAGAUUGAGCAAGGUGUUGGGGGUAUUGAUUUGCGUUAUGGUAAUGCUCAACAACGAUAGCGUAUACAAGAUUAGCAACAGCGCCUUCUUCCUUUUGUACCAUUAGC